AUGGGUUCCAUCGUUCAGACCGGGUCGAGGGAGAACAGAUUGUUGUUCGAGGACGAGUACAGCCGGGAAGUCGAAGAGUACAUGCACGAGAUGGAGAACCAAACAUUAGCCUCGGCCGAUUUUAUCGACAUGCAACCCGAACUCCAAUGGUACAUGCGACCAUACCUCGUCGACUUCCUCAUCGAGAUCCACCAGCAGUUCCGACUCCGUCCCGAAGUCCUCUACCUCGCGCUCAACAUCGUCGACCGAUACGUCUCGAAACGGGUCGUCUACAAGAAGCACUACCAGUUGGUCGGGUGUUCGGCGCUCUGGAUGGCCAGCAAGUUUGAGGAUGCCAAGGAUCGGGUGCCGACCGUCAAGGAGCUGGCAGACAUGUGUUGUUCGGCUUAUGACGUGACGGCGUUCUUGCAGAUGGAGGGGCACCUGUUGCAGACCAUCGGAUGGACGAUCGGUCAUCCUACUGCCGAAGCUUGGAUGCGUCUCUACUGCCAAGGGACCCAAGAAUCCACCCAGGUCCAGCACAUUGCUAGGUUCAUCAUGGAGACCACCUUGUUCACCCGAGACUUUGUCGGUCUCAAGCCGAGCAACAUCGCUCGAGGCUGUCUGCUUAUGGCCAGGCAUAUCUGUGGGCUAGGGCCGAGAAUGGACUUGUGUCCGGGUGAGAAGGAGGUCAAGCAUGUGACGACCUGUUUGGACAUCGCGUUCAGCGAGAAUGCCAAGCACGUCUCGAAUAUUUGCAUCGAGAAGUACGCUCCUCACUAUUACAGCAAGGCCAGCACGUUGACCAUGCAAUACUACGCCAUGGGCCGACGAUACCGACCGGUCGAGCUUCCUCUCACCCCUGCCAACUGUCUGCCAAGCGGACUCGUCUCGGCCUGGUCUCGAAGGGAGAGCGACUUUUCCAACGGCAGCCCGAGCGGUCUCUACAGCACCAGCUCGAGUGAGUGCGGGGACGAGACCUUGCCCAAGACACCUUGCACGCCGGUGGGCGCUAUCAGCCCCGUCGACCCCUUCGUCGUACAGACCAUGUCGAUGAGCAUGACCUCGAUGCAUCAACAGGAUGCAACGACGAGUUCGGGAGGUACGAUGAAGGAGAAUGUCUUGCCUCCCGGGUACGAUGUCUUGGGACCGAAGAAGAGCCUGAACCCGAACGCCAACUCGAACCCGGCCGGCGCUCCUGGAUAUGUUGCGGCUUCGCAACAACGGGCCGCGCUCCAAUCGGUGCAUACGCAGGGACACCAGAUGCCCAUGCUGCGACGAUUGAGCAAUUAG
Messenger RNA from Filobasidium floriforme, 1272 nucleotides. Its product is annotated as cyclin-like protein. The record is from RefSeq and is a predicted model, not a curated record. Lineage: Eukaryota; Fungi; Basidiomycota; Tremellomycetes; Filobasidiales; Filobasidiaceae. Gene Ontology annotation, molecular function: cyclin-dependent protein serine/threonine kinase regulator activity. Gene Ontology annotation, biological process: regulation of cyclin-dependent protein serine/threonine kinase activity; mitotic cell cycle phase transition. The transcript has 4 exons. Gene Ontology annotation, cellular component: nucleus; centrosome; cyclin-dependent protein kinase holoenzyme complex. Bases 1 to 1272 code for a protein of 423 amino acids.